This is a messenger RNA of Vanrija pseudolonga, 3016 nucleotides long. RefSeq names its product Transcriptional activator ARO80. Gene Ontology annotation, biological process: regulation of DNA-templated transcription; DNA-templated transcription. Gene Ontology annotation, molecular function: DNA binding; DNA-binding transcription factor activity, RNA polymerase II-specific; zinc ion binding. The transcript has 5 exons. Bases 1 to 2874 code for a protein of 957 amino acids. The record is from RefSeq and is a predicted model, not a curated record. Gene Ontology annotation, cellular component: nucleus. Lineage: Eukaryota; Fungi; Basidiomycota; Tremellomycetes; Trichosporonales; Trichosporonaceae.
AUGCGCCUCUCGCACCCCCCGUCUCGGCUCUCCCCGCCCCCCGGGACAUCGGUGCACGACCUGCUCGUGUCGGGCGCGCGCGAUGGCGGGCCGGCUGGCGCCUCGGGAGCUGGCUCGGGGCACGGCGCAUCGUCGUCUGCCGGGCCGAGCACCGCGGCGAGCGCGGGCUCGUCGACGCCGUCUAAACGAAAAGAGGAGGAGCGGGUCCCAAAACGCGGCUACCGCGCUUGUGUCCACUGCCGACUGCGCAAGGCAAAGUGCGAUCUCGGCGACGUCAAUGCGCCAUCCGAGCCACCGUGUACGCGCUGCAGGCGCGAGCAGCGCAAUUGUGUCUUCUUGCCAAGUAAGCGCCGCAGAAAGGCAGCACAGGACGAUGAGCCAGAGAUCUACUCUGCUGGCGCCGAGGCCAACGGUGGUGGCAGUGGGGGUGCCGGAGGAGGCGGGGCAGCAGGAUUCCAAACACAACCAAUGCCCGCUUUCACCGCGACGGGCCUUAGCUCGCUCGCCGGCCCGAGCCAUGCCGCGGGUGCCAACGGCGGGGGAGGGCUAUCGCACGGACAUGGCGGCCAGGGCGCUCACGCGCACUCUCUCCCGCAUGGGCAGCUUCAUGGAAACCAUUUAGCCGGCGAGUGGGCUGCGCCGCGCCCCCAGAUGCCGGGCCAGGUCGACCUUCACCACUCUGGCGGCAGCAGCGGCGCCGGUGCGCACCAGCACCAGCACCACCACUCUGGAAACGACGGCUCGUCUCACGGCAUGGCAUCUUACCCGGCCGCUGGCACCGGCCCAAGCACCGGUGCCAGCGGUGCGAGUGGCAGUGCGGGCGGCUGGUCAUCUGACAACCUCGGCCUGUUCGACCACAAGCCGUCGCCCCUGUUCGACCCGCCGUCGACCAAGACCGUCUCCUCGAUCGGGUCCGUGUCCACCGAGUCGCCCAACCACCAGGGACGCAGGCGCCGGAAUCCGUCAGAGCCGGAUGCGACGCGCCGCAUCGUGGUCGCAAGCUUCAACAAUGAGACGGACGCGCUCGAGAUUCUCGCCAAUGCCGCCACUGAUGCCGAUGGUGAUUCGGGCCCCGAGAAGGGCGACGACAGCGCGGCGGCGAGGAACAAGCGCGUCGCGUGGGACGACGAACGGCCGCGCUCCAUCGCCGACUUUGUUCUCAUCAAGCGUGGUGUGCUCGACGAGGAGAGACUCGAGCAGUUGGUGGAGAUCUUCUUCCAGCACCACCACCCUGUGUUGCCCAUUGUGCAAACGGUUCGCAUCCCGCACACAAAGGAACAGCUCGCAAGUCUGUCCUACACCGACCCGUUCCUGCUUUGCUCCAUUGUGUGCGUCGCGUCCCACCACCACCCGGAUCUCGGCAUGAAGGAUAUCCAUGAGCGGACGUAUGCGCUCAUCCGCGAGACGAUCGCAGAUUACUCGUGCUCGGGCCUCCAGCCCAGCAUUGGCUUUGUCGAAGGCGUGCUCAUCCUCGCCGAGAACCUGCCCGCCGAGCGUCUGUCCUCCAAGUUUACGGAUAUGGCUGGGCCGACGCGCGAGACCCAUGGGCUCGGGCUCCACGGAACCGAGAACCGCCGCGCUUGGGCAUUGACAGGAACAGCCAUUCGAGCGGCGUACGGCCUGGGGUUGGACCGCCUCGCCCUCGAAGACGGCGAGCAAAAUGUCGACCUUGAGCGGGCACGUGGGGUCUGGACCUGGUGCUACCUUUACGAUCGAACGCUUGGGCUCCGCACGGGGCUGGCAUUCUGGAGUCGAGGCCCCGCAAUCUGUUUUAGCGGCUACUCGAGCAUAUCGCAGACGGGUGAGGCGGCAGCGGCGAUUCACUUCCCCUACAUGAUGAACCCGACCUCGGCGACCCCGGGCGAACCGCCGACUCUGGUCGACGUCAACGAGUCGGCAUCCAUGAUGCAGGCACAUCUCGAGCUCACCCAGAUCAUGACCAACGCGCAUGACAUCCUCUUCUCCACACCAUCGCGGACGUCGGCUCUGGUGCGCAAGGGCGAGUACUUCAAGUUCCUGGAGCACUUUAAGCGUGCCCUCGACUCGUUCACUGUCACCUGGAAAGACAAAUCGUGGCGCGUCGACAGCGUGCGCGAAUUGACUUGGUGCACAUAUCACUUUGUCCGGCUCUAUGUCUCGGCCUUUGCCUUCCAGGCACACGUGCAGCGAGCGCAGGAGCGCGCCGAGCAGGAGCGUGAACCUCGGGCAGGCGCCGUGUCCAUGUUUCCCCGAGGCUCGGCGACAAGCCCCGACGCGCUGUUCAUCUACGACUCGAUCGACUCGGCGCACGAGAUUCUGCACAUCUGCAUCCGACUCGCACAGUCGGGCGUGCUGCGCUACCUUCCUAGCCGGUACCUCAUCAACUUUGCAUACAGCGGCACGUUUGCCCUCAAGGCUGCGUACUCUGGGGCUGUGGGAAAGGGCGACGCAGCCAAGACUAUUGAGCUGGUUGACCGAGUUUGUGCAGCUCUUAUCCUCGCCAGCCCCGACAAGGACCACCCUGCGUGCCGCUACGGUCAGAUGCUGCGGCUCUUGUCCAAGCGACUGGCUGAGCUCAGUGAUGCGAGUGCUGUGCCCUCGCGAUUCCCCACGCCCGAACCUUCCACUGCGCCCGACAUGCCAGUGCUCCCCAUCCAGAUGAGUUCGCUGUCUGCACUCGCCAACGAGCAGAUGGCGCGUGAUACUGGAGAUGUCGUUGGUGGAGGCGGAGUCUUGGCUCAAGAUCCAGGCACCACCAACGGCGCAGCAGCCUUGUUUGACCUCACCCAAGUGCCUGCCAAUCUGUUUGAUGUCGAUGUCGACGUCGGCUUCAACCUCGACGGGUUCUGGGACGACUUUACCCUUACUGAUAGUGGUGGCUUCCCGUUCCGAUGAGCGCGGACAUGUGUCAGCAAGUAGUACUGGUGCGUGACUUUUGUCAUCGAUAACGUGGCGGCAUUGUUUUGUGACGACGGCUGGCGGCGGCGGCGGUGACGGAAUGAGGCGGUGUAGGCGUCGUUGUAAUAUCUGUCUGGGC